UCUGACUAUAAGCAGUAUAAGAUGUUCUGGAAAAAAAGAAAUCAACAUCCUGUAAAAAAUUCCGAAAAGAUCAUUCCUGAAGCACGAGCAUCCAUAUUUUCCAAGAUCUUCUUUGUUUGGCUCAACGAACUUUUACGCAUUGGCUAUAAGAAGCCUUUAGAAAAAGAAGAUUUGUAUUACCUUGAUAAUGAAAGGCUGGCAAAAACCCUGGCGGAAAAAUUUGAAAAUGAGUGGAAUAAUGAACUACAAAAACUAAAAAAAGGAAAGAAACCUUCUUUAAUAUUAGCAGUUAACCGUGUGAUUGGAUUUGAAUUUUGGAUUGCGGGUCUCACAAGGUUAAUCGCUUAUUUGUUGCAGGUCUUUUCACCCUUAGCAAUUCAGGCCAUAAUAUUAUUUUCGACGGAGUCAAUCGAGUCUAAUAACAGUGACGAUGCACCACCAAUUUAUAAAGGAAUAAUAUUGUCAACAAUUUUAUUUUUGAUGUUGCAAAUUUACACAAUAACUAGCGUCCAAUGUUUGUAUUUGUCAUCAGAAUGUGGUAUAUUGGCCCGCACGAUUUUAAUCGCGGCCAUCUAUCGAAAGGCGUUGGUGCUCAGUGGAAAAGCACGCAGCACCUUCACCUCGGGAAAGAUCACGAAUUUGAUGUCCACAGACACGACUCGCAUAGAUUGGGUUGCGGUCUAUUCCCAUUUGUUAUGGGCAACUCCACUUAUACUUUUAAUAGCACUUGCACUCUUGAUAUUAAACAUAGGAUUGUCAGCGCUGGCUGGAUUCGGGUUAAUGGUCAUCGCCGCUCCGUUGCAAGGUCGAAUCAUGCAAUCCUUGAUUAAGAUAAGAAAGAAGGCCUCCAGAAUAACAGAUGAACGAGUAAAGAUCACGGGAGAGAUCUUGCAAGGGAUCAGAGUAAUUAAGUAUUACGCAUGGGAGGAUAGUGUUAUGGAUAAUCUCGAAAAAAUUAGGGCUGCUGAAAUUUGGUAUAUUCGUGUGCAUUUUUUUAUGGAUAAUUAUUUUUCGUGCAUUAAAGACUUUUUUAAUUAA
This is a messenger RNA of Acaulospora morrowiae, 1038 nucleotides long. The record is from the annotation of a GenBank genome assembly. NCBI's taxonomy places the organism in Eukaryota, Fungi, Glomeromycota, Glomeromycetes, Diversisporales, Acaulosporaceae.